AUGACAGCAUCGGACACAGAACCACACUAUUUUUUCCUCAGACUUCCCAGAAUCUUCUCGUCUGCCCAGGCUGCUGCUUUGGCUGUGUGUCAGUGUUUGGCUGUGGAGUCCACUCACCCUUCAAGCCCAGGUUUUGAAGACUGCAGCUCCAGUGAGGCCACAACACCAGUCUCCGUGCAGCACAUUCGCCCUGCCAGGAUGAAGAAGCGUAAACAGUCACCAGUUCCAGCUCUGCCUAUUGUGGUACAGCUCAUGGAAAUGGGAUUUCCUAGAAGAAACAUAGAGUUUGCUCUGAAGUCACUCACUGGUGCUUCUGGGAAUGCGGCUAGUCUGCCGGGUGUGGAGGCCUUGGUUGGGUGGCUACUUGACCACUCUGAUGUCCAGGUUACAGAUCUCUCGGAUGCAGAAACAGUGUCUGAUGAGUAUUCAGAUGAGGAGGUGGUAGAGGAUGUGGAUGAUGCAGCCUACUCUGUGGCUACUGGUGCUGUUGUAACAGAGAGUCAGACUUACAAAAAACGAGCGGAUUUCUUGAGUAAUGAUGAUUAUGCUGUGUAUGUGAGAGAGAAUAUUCAGGUGGGGAUGAUGGUUAGAUGCUGUCGAACAUAUGAAGAAGUGUGUGAAGGCGAUGUGGGCAAAGUCAUCAAACUAGAUCGAGAUGGAUUACAUGACCUCAAUGUACAGUGUGAUUGGCAGCAGAAGGGGGGUACUUACUGGGUUCGGUAUAUUCAUGUGGAACUUAUAGGCUAUCCUCCACCAAGUUCUUCUUCUCACAUCAAGAUUGGUGAUAAAGUACGGGUGAAAGCCUCUGUUACCACACCAAAAUAUAAAUGGGGAUCUGUGACUCAUCAAAGUGUGGGAAUUGUGAAAGCUUUCAGUGCCAAUGGGAAAGAUAUCAUUGUAGACUUCCCUCAGCAAUCUCACUGGACCGGGUUAUUGUCAGAAAUGGAAUUGGUGCCUAGUAUUCAUCCUGGGGUUACUUGUGAUGGUUGUCAAAUGUUCCCUAUCAAUGGAUCGAGAUUCAAAAUGCAGAAUGAUGAUGACUAUGAUUUUUGUAUGACAUGUUUCAAGACCAGAAGAAAACACAACACCAGGCAUACCUUCUUUGGCAGAAUAAAUGAACCAGGACAGUCUGCAGUAUUUUGUGGCCGUUCUGGAAAACAGCUGAAGCGUUGUCAUAGCAGUCAGCCUGGGAUGCUGCUAGACAGCUGGUCCCGCAUGGUGAAGAGUCUGAAUGUGUCAUCUUCAGUGAACCAGGCUUCUCGUCUGAUUGAUGGCAGUGAGCCCUGCUGGCAAUCAUCUGGGUCACAAGGAAAGCAUUGGAUUCGUUUGGAGAUUUUCCCAGAUGUUCUUGUUCAUAGAUUGAAAAUGAUAGUAGAUCCUGCUGACAGUAGCUACAUGCCUUCCCUGGUUGUAGUGUCAGGUAAUGAAAUUCUAAACAACCUAAUUGAACUAAAGACAAUCAAUAUCAACCCCACUGACACUACAGUACCCCUUCUGAAUGACUGCACAGAGUAUCACAGGUACAUUGAAAUUGCAAUAAAGCAGUGCAGAAGCUCAGGAAUUGAUUGUAAGAUCCAUGGCCUCGUUCUCCUGGGUCGGAUCAGGGCAGAGGAGGAAGAUCUGGCUGCAGUUCCUUUCCUGGCUUCAGAUAAUGAAGAAGAGGAAGAUGACAAGGGCAGCAGUGGAAGCCUUAUUAGAAAGAAGACUGCAGGGCUAGAAUCAGCAGCUACAAUCAGAACCAAAGUGUUCGUGUGGGGCCUGAAUGAUAAGGACCAGCUGGGUGGGCUCAAAGGCUCUAAGAUAAAGGUCCCUUCAUUCUCUGAGACUCUGUCUGCUUUGAAUGUGGUACAGGUGGCUGGUGGUUCUAAAAGUUUGUUUGCAGUGACUGUGGAAGGAAAGGUGUAUGCUUGUGGAGAAGCCACGAAUGGCCGGCUGGGGCUGGGCAUGUCUAGUGGGACAGUCCCCAUCCCACGGCAGAUCACUGCCCUCAGCAGCUAUGUGGUCAAGAAGGUGGCAGUUCACUCAGGUGGACGGCAUGCUACGGCCUUAACUGUGGAUGGGAAAGUGUUUUCAUGGGGUGAAGGUGAUGAUGGAAAGCUUGGACACUUCAGCAGAAUGAACUGUGACAAGCCAAGGCUGAUAGAGGCCCUGAAAACCAAGCGCAUCCGGGACAUUGCUUGUGGGAGCUCACACAGUGCAGCCCUCACAUCGAGCGGGGAACUGUACACAUGGGGCCUUGGAGAGUAUGGCCGGUUGGGACAUGGGGAUAAUACGACUCAGUUGAAGCCCAAAAUGGUAAAAGUCCUUCUUGGCCACAGAGUAAUCCAGGUUGCGUGUGGAAGCAGAGAUGCACAGACAUUGGCUCUGACUGAUGAAGGUUUGGUAUUUUCCUGGGGUGAUGGUGACUUUGGAAAAUUGGGCCGGGGAGGAAGUGAAGGCUGUAACAUUCCUCAGAACAUUGAGAGAUUAAAUGGCCAGGGAGUAUGCCAGAUCGAGUGUGGAGCUCAGUUCUCUUUGGCACUUACCAAGUCAGGAGUGGUGUGGACAUGGGGAAAAGGAGAUUACUUCAGGCUGGGCCAUGGCUCUGAUGUGCAUGUGCGGAAGCCACAAGUGGUGGAAGGGCUGAGGGGGAAGAAGAUCGUGCAUGUGGCUGUUGGGGCUCUACAUUGCCUGGCAGUCACAGACUCAGGGCAGGUAUAUGCUUGGGGUGAUAAUGACCAUGGCCAGCAGGGCAAUGGCACAACCACAGUAAACAGAAAGCCCACUCUUGUACAAGGGUUGGAAGGCCAGAAGAUCACACGGGUGGCUUGCGGGUCAUCGCACAGUGUGGCCUGGACGACAGUGGAUGUGGCCACACCUUCCGUCCAUGAGCCCGUCCUCUUCCAGACUGCGAGAGACCCUUUGGGUGCCUCUUAUUUAGGUGUGCCUUCAGAUGGUGAUUCUUCUGCUACCAGUAACAAAAUUAGUGGUUUAAAUAAUUCUAAGCCAAAUCGCCCUUCUCUUGCAAAGAUUCUUCUGUCAUUGGAUGGAAAUCUGGCCAAACAGCAGGCCUUAUCACAUAUCCUGACAGCACUGCAAAUCAUGUAUGCCAGAGAUGCAGUGGUCGGCCUGAUGCCAGCUGGCAUGCUCGCCCCGGUGGAGUGCCCUUCAUUCUCCUCCUCAGCACCUGCUUCUGAUGCAUCUGCCAUGGGCAGUCCCAUGAAUGGAGAGGAAGGCAUGCUGGCUGCUGAUACUGAGGAUAGACUGAGUCCAAAUCCAUGGCAAGAGAAGAGAGAGAUUGUCUCCUCCGAGGAUGCUGUGACCCCCUCUGCAGUGACCCCGUCUGCACCAUCAGCCUCCUCUCGGCCAUUUAUCCCAGUGACAGAUGACCCAGGAGCUGCCAGCAUCAUUGCAGAAACCAUGACUAAAACCAAAGAGGAUGUUGAAAGCCAACAUAAAGCAUCAGGCCCAGAGCCUCAGUCCUUGGAUGAGUUUACUAGUCUGCUGAUCACAGAUGACACCCGUGUGGUAGUGGACUUGCUUAAGCUGUCAGUAUGCAACCGGGCUGGAGACAGGGGCCGGGACGUACUCUCAGCUGUGCUGUCUGGCAUGGGCACUGCCUAUCCCCAGGUGGCAGAUAUGUUGUUGGAGCUGUGUGUUACUGAGUUGGAAGAUGUAGCCACAGACUCGCAGAGCGGCCGUCUUUCCUCGCAGCCUGUAGUGGUGGAGAGCAGCCAUCCCUACACGGACGAUACUUCUACCAGUGGCACGGUGAAGAUACCAGGUGCAGAAGGACUCAGGGUGGAAUUUGACAGGCAGUGCUCCACAGAGAGGCGCCAUGAUCCUCUCACAGUCAUGGAUGGUGUCAACAGGAUUAUAUCUGUACGGUCAGGCCGAGAAUGGUCUGACUGGUCCAGUGAGCUGCGCAUCCCUGGGGAUGAGCUGAAGUGGAAGUUCAUCAGUGACGGAUCUGUGAAUGGUUGGGGCUGGCGCUUUACAGUCUAUCCCAUCAUGCCAGCUGCAGGCCCUAAGGACUUACUCUCCGAUCGCUGUGUCCUCUCUUGUCCAUCAAUGGAUUUGGUGACGUGUCUCCUUGAUUUCCGACUCAAUCUCACCUCCAACAGAAGCAUUGUCCCUCGCCUUGCAGCCUCUCUGGCUGCAUGUGCACAGCUGAGUGCCUUAGCUGCCAGCCACAGAAUGUGGGCUCUUCAGAGACUGAGGAGGCUGCUCACCACGGAAUUUGGGCAGUCAAUUAACAUAAACAGGCUACUGGGAGAAAAUGAGGGGGAAACGAGAGCUUUGAGUUUUACAGGUAGUGCUCUUGCUGCUUUGGUGAAAGGUCUUCCAGAAGCUUUGCAAAGGCAAUUUGAGUAUGAAGAUCCUAUUGUGAGAGGUGGCAAACAGCUGCUUCACAGCCCUUUCUUUAAGGUACUAGUAGCUCUUGCUUGUGACCUGGAACUCGACACUCUCCCUUGCUGUGCUGAGACGCACAAGUGGGCUUGGUUCCGACGGUACUGCAUGGCUUCCCGUGUUGCUGUGGCUCUGGACAAAAGAACACCAUUACCCCGUCUGUUUCUUGAUGAGGUGGCUAAGAAAAUUCGUGAAUUAAUGGCAGACAGCGAAAAUAUGGAUGUUCUCCAUGAGAGCCAUGACAUUUUUAAGAGAGAGCAAGAUGAACAACUUGUGCAGUGGAUGAACAGGCGACCAGAUGAUUGGACUCUUUCUGCUGGUGGCAGCGGAACCAUUUAUGGAUGGGGGCAUAAUCACAGGGGGCAGCUUGGGGGUAUUGAAGGUGCAAAAGUUAAAGUUCCUACUCCAUGUGAAGCUCUUGCAACUCUCAGACCAGUGCAGUUAAUUGGAGGAGAACAGACACUUUUUGCUGUGACUGCCGAUGGGAAGCUGUAUGCCACUGGCUAUGGUGCUGGUGGCAGACUAGGGAUUGGUGGGACAGAGUCAGUAUCUACCCCAACUUUGCUGGAGUCCAUUCAGCAUGUAUUCAUUAAGAAGGUGGCUGUGAACUCAGGAGGAAAACACUGCCUUGCCCUCUCUUCAGAAGGAGAAGUUUAUUCUUGGGGUGAGGCAGAAGAUGGGAAAUUGGGGCAUGGCAACAGAAGUCCAUGUGACCGUCCUCGUGUCAUUGAGUCUCUGAGAGGAAUCGAGGUGGUUGAUGUUGCUGCUGGUGGUGCCCACAGUGCAUGUGUCACAGCAGCUGGAGACCUCUACACAUGGGGCAAAGGCCGGUAUGGCCGCCUGGGGCACAGUGACAGUGAGGACCAGUUAAAGCCAAAGCUGGUGGAAGUUCUGCAGGGCCACCGUGUAGUAGACAUUGCCUGUGGCAGUGGUGAUGCCCAGACUCUCUGCCUCACUGAUGACGACACUGUCUGGUCCUGGGGGGACGGGGACUAUGGCAAGCUUGGCAGAGGAGGCAGUGAUGGCUGCAAAGUGCCCAUGAAGAUUGAUUCUCUCACUGGCCUUGGAGUAGUUAAAGUAGAGUGUGGAUCUCAGUUUUCUGUUGCCCUUACCAAAUCUGGAGCUGUUUAUACAUGGGGCAAAGGUGACUAUCACAGGCUGGGCCAUGGAUCUGAUGACCAUGUUCGGAGACCUCGGCAGGUCCAAGGGCUGCAGGGGAAGAAAGUCAUUGCCAUUGCCACUGGCUCCUUGCAUUGUGUAUGCUGCACAGAGGAUGGUGAAGUUUAUACAUGGGGUGACAAUGAUGAGGGACAACUAGGAGAUGGAACAACAAAUGCCAUUCAAAGGCCUCGGUUAGUAGCUGCCCUUCAGGGUAAGAAGGUCAACCGUGUGGCCUGUGGCUCAGCACACACCCUUGCCUGGUCGACCAGCAAGCCAGCUAGUGCUGGCAAGCUUCCUGCACAGGUCCCCAUGGAGUACAAUCAUUUGCAGGAGAUCCCAAUAAUCGCCCUGAGGAACCGACUUCUGCUGCUGCAUCAUAUCUCAGAGCUCUUCUGCCCCUGCAUCCCCAUGUUUGACUUGGAGGGCUCUCUGGACGAAACUGGGCUUGGGCCUUCUGUUGGGUUUGACACACUACGAGGGAUCCUGAUAUCCCAGGGAAAGGAGGCAGCUUUCCGAAAAGUAGUGCAAGCAACUAUGGUGCGAGAUCGUCAACAUGGUCCUGUUGUGGAGCUGAACCGGAUUCAGGUCAAGCGCUCCAGGAGUAAAGGCGGGUUAGCGGGCCCUGAUGGCACUAAGUCUGUCUUUGGACAGAUGUGUGCUAAGAUGAGCUCCUUUAGUCCUGACAGCCUCCUCCUCCCUCACCGUGUGUGGAAAGUCAAGUUUGUAGGUGAAUCUGUUGAUGACUGUGGGGGUGGCUACAGCGAAUCCAUAGCUGAGAUCUGUGAAGAGCUGCAGAACGGACUCACUCCCCUUCUGAUCGUGACACCCAAUGGGAGAGAUGAGUCUGGGGCUAACAGAGACUGCUACCUGUUGAACCCAGCUGCCAGGGCACCUGUGCACUGCAGCAUGUUCCGCUUCUUAGGAGUGUUACUGGGCAUUGCCAUUCGAACUGGGAGUCCCUUGAGCCUUAACCUGGCUGAGCCUGUGUGGAAGCAGUUGGCUGGGAUGAGCCUCACCAUUGCAGACCUCAGUGAGGUUGAUAAAGACUUUAUUCCUGGGCUCAUGUAUAUCCGUGACAAUGAAGCCACCUCAGAGGAGUUUGAGGCCAUGAGCUUGCCCUUUACAGUGCCAAGUGCUAGUGGCCAGGACAUCCAGCUGAGCUCCAAACACACACACAUCACCCUGGACAACCGUGCAGAGUAUGUCCGACUGGCAAUAAGUUACAGACUCCAUGAAUUUGAUGAGCAGGUGGCUGCUGUUCGGGAAGGGAUGGCCCGAGUAGUGCCUGUCCCCCUUCUUUCUCUGUUCACUGGAUAUGAACUGGAGACGAUGGUAUGUGGCAGCCCAGAUAUCCCACUGCAUCUUCUGAAGUCGGUGGCAACCUAUAAAGGAAUCGAACCCUCUGCCUCCUUAAUCCAGUGGUUCUGGGAGGUGAUGGAGUCUUUCUCCAACACAGAGCGCUCCCUCUUCCUUCGCUUUGUGUGGGGCCGGACAAGAUUACCCAGGACCAUUGCUGAUUUCCGGGGUAGAGACUUUGUCAUCCAGGUGCUGGACAAAUACAACCCUCCUGACCACUUCCUUCCUGAAUCCUACACUUGUUUCUUUUUGCUGAAGUUGCCCAGGUAUUCCUGUAAACAGGUGCUUGAGGAGAAGCUGAAAUAUGCCAUCCACUUUUGCAAAUCCAUAGACACAGAUGAUUAUGCUCGCAUAGCCCUUACAGGAGAACCAGCUGCUGAUGACAGCAGUGAUGACUCGGAUAACGAGGAUGCAGAUUCAUUUGCUUCAGAUUCUACACAAGAUUAUCUAACAGGACACUAAGAUGGAGAAAUGGCAUCAGGAAGCAAGAAGAGGCUGAGCAAACAGAUGGAGUGCUGCUGUUUAGAUUGCAGAAUGUCUAGUGUGUUUGAUGAGGAAUAUCAGUCCUUGAAAUAUGUGGGAGGGAGGUGGAGAGACUGACCACUCAUGAUUGGAUUGGGAGGGAUGACAGCAGGAAAAUCAACCUGUGCACAUUUAACACUAUGUAGACACUUGACCUUCAUUUUUGAGACUUGAAAGGGUCUUUCUUAACCUGUAAUGCUGCAUUACAUAUAGGACUCUGUGUUUACUAAAGUGUGUAAAGUUUAUAUAAAUACUGAAUUGCAGCAUUCCAAAAAUGAAGAAAGCCUUUUUACUUGUGGGUGCAAUCGAUUUUUUUCCCCUUUUUCUUUUUUUCCCUUACAAGUGUCGUGCAUUAUCUUGAUUGUAUAUUGAAAAUACUGUGUAACAAUUAAAUUGUAUUAUUAAUAGUUCAACUAAUUUUAUUCUGAAUUUGUUUAUUAAAAGCUUUUUGAACAUUAAAUGAUAAGUAUUACUUGAAUGCACCAGGAGGUUAGUUAAACCAAAUGAAAAGCAAAAAGGCCAUUUGGUUCUUCCCCUUUUCACCAGGGGUUCCACUUUAGCAUAUGCAUUAUGUAAUUUGAGUUGAGGCCUUUCUGUGAACAGUAUCAUAAUUUCUAUCAUGGAAAGUAUACUAUAUAUGUUUGUGUCAUAUAUAUAUGCUGAAAUUUUAAUUCCCUAUAAAUAAAAAUCUGCCACAAAACUGUAGGCUGAGCUUUCUUAACCAGUUAGUGUAGCACACAUGGAUAUGCUGCACCCAAAAAAUAACUAGUCUUUGAUGCAUCAAUAGUUAAGUCAUUACAGUCUUAGACUUUUUUUGGUUAAAAAACCAAACUCAUUGAUAAAGGAGUGAUAUUAGUAUGAUGGGACAGCUGGUGUCCAUCAUACUAUAGAGGGAGCGAGGGGCCCAGGAGCCUUCAGGAUCCCCUCCUUUGGCUUCCUCCCAAGCCCCAACCAUUUCCACA
This is a messenger RNA of Castor canadensis (American beaver), 8390 nucleotides long. The record is from RefSeq and is a predicted model, not a curated record. NCBI's taxonomy places the organism in Eukaryota, Metazoa, Chordata, Mammalia, Rodentia, Castoridae.